AUGGGAACACCAGCUUCCUGGAACGGCGUUGAACGGCCUUUUUCUCUUGGAUCGAGCAAACUAGUCGAGUGCCGACAGGUCGUAUGGUAUGAUUAUUCGGUAAACGCCGUGGCAACGCUGCUGGCCGGGUCGGAGCUAGAAGAAAGUGCGGGAGCUAAAGUCACUGCGGCGCCUGGAUUGAGGAGCAAUAGUGUUAACUAA
Colletotrichum paranaense is the source of this 201-nucleotide messenger RNA. RefSeq lists its product as uncharacterized. The record is from RefSeq and is a predicted model, not a curated record. Lineage: Eukaryota; Fungi; Ascomycota; Sordariomycetes; Glomerellales; Glomerellaceae. The transcript has a single exon. Bases 1 to 201 code for a protein of 66 amino acids.